This is a messenger RNA of Arabis nemorensis, 942 nucleotides long. The record is from the annotation of a GenBank genome assembly. Lineage: Eukaryota; Viridiplantae; Streptophyta; Magnoliopsida; Brassicales; Brassicaceae.
AUGUCUUCCUUCAAGAAUCGCUCUGACAAAGAGGAGGAGGAGCCGCCGCAUCUGUCGGAACACGUGCCGCCAAAAAAGAAACGGAAGCAUGUGUCGGCUCUUGUUGACAGUUCCGAGAAAGUGAAGAGCUUCGUCGGGGAUUCGAGAGGUGCGAUCUUCAAGGACAAGAGUUUGGCUCUGCUGAUGAUUUUUUUCAAGCUUGUUCAAAAACACUUGGCUUCGACUACCAAAAUCGAUGAGUCGAUAGUGAGGAUAUCGGAGGAAGACAUGGAGAUUCCAUUUGUGGAUUUCUUGACAAAGAUGCGAUCAUCUUGUAUGCCAUUGCGAUGCAAGAUUAUGAUCAAGACAAUACAGAAACUUGUAGAGAUUUACUUAAGACCAAAGAGGGGAUUGAUCGAUUGGCUCUAUAUACAUUACAUCUAUUGGCAGAUCAUUCGUAAUUCUAUGUUCAAACUCACUGGAGGUGUUGAUAUAUCCAAUUUAUGGACAAGGAGAACUUCGACAAGCUUUUUGUCGUUGAGCCGCUGUCAAAGGAUGCAUCUAUACAAGGCAAUUGAGUUGAUUGUUGUAACCAAAUAUAUGUUUAAGUGCCAAAAGUUGAUUCUGGAUCCCUAUAUUACUGUUGGAUUGGAGUCAUUAUCAUCAUUGACGGAUCAGCAGAAAGAAACUCUUCGGGUUCUUGUCCCAAAGGCGAUAAGCAGUAAGGGGAAAAUAACAAGAGGAAUAUGUAUCAUUAGAGGUUAUGUGAAAGCUGAUACAUUAAGCGUUCUUAUCGUAUAUCCACCAAAAUCUUUGUUUCCUGAACAGCUAACUACGUUCCGGAUUCUGCAGCUUGGUAGUGGUUUAGCGAACGGUGAGAAUCAUGCAUACAUGAAGAUCCGUCUCAGAGCUGAAGAUGUUCAAGGAAGGAAUGUAUUGACCCAACAGACAGCUACACCUUGA